AUGUCAACGAGGUAUUUCGACACCGUUGUAUCUAGGAGUGCAUAUGACACACUGCUUAAAUCCGAUCUAUCGAACGGGGCACUCUCCAUCGUCGACCUCCAAGCCUCUGGCAGCAUACUCCCAGCAUACAACAGAUACACGGGGAAUAGAAAUGAACGUUUGGAAGAGACCCAGGAAAUCAAGGAUUUCCUUCGCGGACCUGACACGGCAUUACUGCACCAGAGCACUCAUUUCCUGAUUCACGAGUACGGCGUCUCUCUAGGCGAGCUUUGGGCUGCGUUGGCAGCCGUCAAGCGCUACCCCCGUCCCCACACUUCAAGGAAUGAAGGGACACCGGAAGCAAAAAGACCUCGACGGAAUCCAGUUCGUGAAGGAUACGUCAACUCAGCCGGCUUUCAAAUCUCAUCCAGCAAUCCUGAAGACCACCCUAGUUCGCCAGCUCGCAGCGAAGGAUCGGCUGGCUACACCGAACCAGAACCGACGAAAGAGCUCGCCGCCGAAGACAGCGCCGUGCUUCUGAUCACACGCGUGUUGCGCCACUUGCUAUACUACACACAGCCUCCCAAAUCGUCACGAGUAGUUGAGUUCCGCCCUGAACGACGUCGCAUGAUCUCCCAAAUCUCCGAAUUGGAGAAACAGAUCGUUGCCAUUGACGAUGGCGGGCUGAGCCUCAAAGUCGAUGAGGGUCUGUCUACCGAGCCGGACGUUACGGUUGCACUGCUCGAGGCCAAGAGACGCCUUGUUGUUCAUAAAGACAAGCCUAGGAUCUCCGAUGAGUGCUUGGCACAGAUGACCUGCGAGGCUAUCUUGGCCAGAGGUAGAUCUGACUUGGAACAACUGAAGAAUGAAAGAACACUCAUCAUAAAUGCCACAAGCCACUAUGUGUGCUUUUUGGAAUUUCAUGUCACAAGCACGUACAUGGACGAGUUGGGAAAUGGAUCGUUACCGUCUCAGCCACUGAAGGUCACAGCAACCCAAUGGUUUGAUCUAAGUGAUAGAGAUGGGAGAAGCGGCGUUUUGGAAAACAUUCGGGGCUUGGUAGGGAUGGCCAUGGACGAUGUUGAUGAGGGUGUUCCACAGUAGCGAUUCUCUUACUCUCUGUAUCCAUCUGCAUACAGUCGUUAAAUGCCAGUUCUUUAUGCAGUGCUGCUGCGCAGCAACCCAAGAGGUUUCAGAGAAUAAACUAAAUGCUUAGGUUCUUUACUUAACUUUAAUGAUCUUAUGAUAAUAAAAGGAAACUCAACCAAGAUCCUGGCCACCUAUGUUACCAGUAUCAAAGUAUAAAAGCCUUGAUA
Fusarium redolens is the source of this 1295-nucleotide messenger RNA. RefSeq lists its product as uncharacterized. The record is from RefSeq and is a predicted model, not a curated record. The transcript is spliced from 3 exons. Lineage: Eukaryota; Fungi; Ascomycota; Sordariomycetes; Hypocreales; Nectriaceae. Bases 1 to 1083 code for a protein of 360 amino acids.